Osmerus eperlanus (European smelt) is the source of this 2043-nucleotide messenger RNA. RefSeq names its product Sep (O-phosphoserine) tRNA:Sec (selenocysteine) tRNA synthase (gene sepsecs). NCBI's taxonomy places the organism in Eukaryota, Metazoa, Chordata, Actinopteri, Osmeriformes, Osmeridae. Gene Ontology annotation, molecular function: O-phosphoseryl-tRNA(Sec) selenium transferase activity; tRNA binding. Gene Ontology annotation, biological process: conversion of seryl-tRNAsec to selenocys-tRNAsec; selenocysteine incorporation. Bases 92 to 1669 code for a protein of 525 amino acids. The record is from RefSeq and is a predicted model, not a curated record. The transcript is spliced from 12 exons.
UCCCCUUAGCCUACGUCAUCGCGCUGCGACGAUUUCGCAUUUUAUUUCCGGAAUCCGUAGUUGCCUCAUUGCUCUAGAGGAGAGAUCUAAGAUGAAUACUGAAAACUUCGCCAUUAGUGAGAAGAUAGUAUCAUCCUCAUACAUCCGCCAGGGGUCUCAGGCACGCCGCAGCCAUGAACAAGCGAUAAGGCUGCUUUUGGAACAGGGCAAGUGUCCAGAGACUGGAUGGAGCGAGAGCACAGUCGAGCUCUUCCUGAGUGAGCUGGCUGUGAUGGACAGCAACAACUUCCUGGGAAACUGUGGCGUUGGCGAGAGGGAAGGAAGAGUAGCCUCCAGCCUGGUGGCUAAACGACACUACAGGUUGAUCCAUGGAAUUGGCCGAUCAGGUGAUAUAGCAGCUAUUCAGCCCAAAGCGGCUGGUUCUAGUCUGCUCAACAAGCUGACCAAUUCCGUGGUGUUGGACAUCUUGAAACUCACAGGUGUACGUAGCGUGGCCAGUUGCUUUGUGGUUCCCAUGGCAACCGGGAUGAGCCUGACGCUGUGCUUCUUGACCCUUCGCCACAGGAGGCCGGCGGCCCGUUACAUCAUCUGGCCACGCAUCGACCAGAAGUCUUGCUUCAAAGCCAUGGUCACUGCAGGGUUCGAACCAGUGGUUGUGGAAAACGUUCUAGAAGGAGACGAGCUGCGGACAAACCUGGGUGCGGUAGAGGCGAAGAUCCGAGAGCUGGGAGCAGAGAACAUCCUGUGUGUCCACUCCACUACUUCCUGCUUUGCACCUCGCGUCCCCGACAGAAUCGAGGAACUUGCCACAAUGUGCGCCAAAUACGACAUCCCCCACGUUGUCAACAAUGCCUACGGAGUCCAGUCUUCCAAGUGCAUGCAUCUUAUCCAGCAGGGGGCCCGUGUGGGACGAAUAGAUGCAUUUGUGCAAAGCCUGGACAAGAACUUCAUGGUGCCUGUAGGCGGAGCCAUCAUCGCUGGUUUUGACGAGUCCUUCAUCCAGGAGAUCAGCAGAAUGUACCCAGGCCGGGCCUCAGCCUCGCCCUCCCUGGACCUGCUCAUCACCCUGCUCACCCUGGGGGCCCGUGGCUACAAGAGCCUGCUGGCAGAGAGGAAGGAGAUGUACUCUGUCCUUGCGCAGGAGCUAAAAAGACUGUCUGAAGCUCAUGGAGAGAGGCUACUGCAAACCCCACACAACCCCAUCUCUCUGGCCAUGUCUCUGGACAGCCUCCAGGCUCAGGGAGACAGGGUCGUGACUGAGCUGGGCUCCAUGCUCUUCACCAGGCAGGUGUCUGGUGCCAGGGUGGUUCCCAUGGGCAGAGAGCAGACUGUGAGCGGACACACCUUCAGGGGCUUCAUGGCCCACUCCGAGGCCUACCCAUGCCCCUACCUCAACGCAGCCUCGGCGGUGGGCAUCACCCGGCACGACGUGGAGCUGAGCAUGAAGAGGCUGGACAGGUGCCUGAAGAGCUUGAGGAGGGAGAAGGCCAACAGCGGGCCGGCUGUCCUCCCUGGACAGGAAGACUUGUCUGAAGGGAGGGAGAAGGCCAACAGCGGGCCGGCUCUCCUCUCUGGACAGGAAGACUUGUCUGAAGGGAGGGAGAAGGCCAACAGCGGGCCGGCUGUCCUCCCUGGACAGGAAGACUUGUCUAAGGAGGAUGAAACCUAGAUCGUGCUGUGAUCCAGCCUUGCUUUUGUUUUUCAUUCAUUCUGAAUCGCAAUUCAUUUUUGGUAAUCAAGGAAUCUUCACGUGAAGUGGUCGCUGUUAGGACAUUCUGUAGUUCAAGUACCCAUGCUUGCUUUGAAAUAUCUUAGGUAAACCUGUUUUACAAAGUACAUUUUUAAGCCCGGUUGCAAGUCUACAGACCUCAUUCAUCUCAAAGGCAUUGAUUUGAAAAACAGCCCAUAUAGGAUGGACCCAGAGAGAGAUUGUACCCAACUACAAAACUUUAAUUCUUCUCAACACGUGUAUAUGUGAUUUGCAGAUGAUUUCGUAUGAAUGCAUGUUGUAAUUCAUAUAGAAUCAAUAAAGCAUCUUGUGAA